CAUCGGGUCUCAACCAGUCAAAUUAUAGGCGAGAAAAUAUAUGAGAGAAAACAAGCCCAACCAACCAGCCAGCCAGCCAGCGCGGCCGGUGCGAGCCGGCUCACGCUUCUUAAGGGGUUUAGAUUUACACAUUAUUGUCUAUUUUGUUUUUUCUUCAUUAACCCGGUGGGUAAGUAAAGGAGAUGAGGGGACUCCUGCCGUUUUACCGGGGUUUGUACACCCUGAGUAACCGCCAAGCCAGUCGUAAAGCUGGGAUUGUCGGUUCUCGGUGCGGGCUUUGCGGAACUCAGUCUAAUAGCAAGCCACAGCCAAGGUUUGGGCUGUUGUUCGAUAUUGAUGGCGUGCUUGUCAGAGGGAGGAUGCCAAUCCCUGCGGCAACAAAAGCAUUUGAGAAGUUGGUCGACUCUCAGGGACAGUUUGUGGUGCCAGUCGUUUUUGUCACAAAUGCAGGGAAUUGCCUCAGACAAACAAAAGCGGACCAGCUCUCUCACAUACUGGGAGUGCCUAUCACACAAGACCAAGUUAUCAUGUCCCAUAGUCCCCUGAGGAUGUUUAAGAAGUUCCAUGACAAGUGUGUCUUGGUGUCAGGACAAGGACCUGUCCUGGAAAUUGCUAAAAAUGUGGGCUUUAAGAAUGUAAUCAGUAUUGAUAUGCUUAGAGAAUCGUACCCAUUGCUGGACAUGGUGGAUCACAACAGGAGACCAAAAUUGCCGUCCAAUCCUGUUGUCAGCCUUCCGAAAAUUGAAGCUGUGGUUUUGUUCGGCGAGCCGAUCCGAUGGGAAACCAACCUGCAGCUGAUAGUUGACGUUCUGUUGACCAAUGGUAACCUCGGUAGUAGUCACCAAACCCAAAACACUCCUCAACUUCACCUGCUGGCCUGCAACAUGGACCUCAUGUGGAUGGCUGAGGCACAUUCUCCUCGGUUUGGCCAUGGAACAUUUCUUGUGUGCCUAGAGAACAUCUACAAGAAGAUAACCGGCAAAGAUCUGAAGUAUGAGGCUCUUAUGGGAAAACCCAGUGAGCUGACUUACCAUUUUGCAGAGUACCUCAUCAGAAGCCAGGCCAUGCAGAGGCAGUGGGAACUUCCCGUUACUUCCCUAUAUGCUAUAGGGGAUAACCUCAUGACUGACAUCUAUGGAGCCAAUCUGUACAACCGCUACCUGGAGGAGAGAGUUGCGAGAAAAAACCCCAAAGCUGUUGCUAAGAUGGUGUCUGCCACUGGGUCCACCACGGCAGUGCCCAGGGAGGAAGAGAUUGACAGCCUGUGGGAAAGCGAGCUCGCUCUGCCCUCUGCUACUUCCUGUAAGUCUGUCCUAGUCUGUACAGGGGUGUAUAACCCCAACGCAGAGGUGCCGUCUGAUGCAAAUCACUGCAUCAAGGAGACUGUGUUCCACGGGCACCGGGACUUCAUAUUUGACCCUGGUCUCGUGGAGCCAGGCCAUAUCGUGCAGGAUGUGGCAGAAGCUGUUGAUCUCAUCUUUGAGCAAGAAAAGUUUGUGCCUCAGUAGUAUUUUGAGCCAACAGGCUUUGUGUGGUCAUGGAGAUCCAAGCAGGGGGAAAGGGAGGGAAAGCGAGCAUUAAACUGGUAGUACCACUUCAUGUUCAGACCUCUAGAAGCCUAACACUGUGGACUUUGUUUAAAAACCUGACAGGGCAUUGACAUAAUAUAGGUCAUCUAAAAUUUUAACAAUAAAGGAGAUUUCAGAGGGGAAAAAAGAUUAAAUAACUGUUGUUUUUUCUGAUAGUCAUUACCUGUUUCUUUUUUUUUCCAAUAAGGAAAUGUGUAAGAACUGCCUUAUUUGACCUUAUUAAGUAUCUUUGUUAGAUAAAACUACUGUUCUAGAUUGUUACAAACCCUGAAGCCAUCCUAUAUUUAUUUACAAGCUAAUGACAGUGUAUUUAAGAAGCAUAUUAACAUUUAAUCUUUAUUCUUACGGUGACCUUUUGUUAUUGCAUUUUUAGCUAUUUGUUUACCCAUUUGUCAUGGUAAAUCUAUGCAUGAAUAUAAGAGUAAUUCUUGUAUCUUUAAAACAACUGUUCGAUGUGCAAUUUUUUUCCCUCUAAUAGCACUGUCUUGACAGUUUCAGUUUCGACAGCCUUGACCAGUUUUUGCACAGAUCAGCCUUUCAUCUUUGUGUUACCAUAUCACCCUUUCAUAACAUGGUUGUUAUAAUUUAGAAGGUCAUUCUUAGUAUAACUGACAGACCACUUGUAAGACAAAUUUAUACGUGUAUACUGUAUGUAAAUACUGCUCAGAAAACUAGGAGAACAGUUUUUAACUUUGCUUUUUGGUGUAAUUUUGAAUCUAGCACACGAGGGGGUUGAUUUCGGUUUUCAAUGAGUCAUUUAAUUUUACUCUCAAGAUGUUACGCAGUGUCUGUUAGUAUAUGUGUGUAUGUUUCAACUUGAAUAUUUAAAGAGCCGAUAUGUGUUUUUCUAGCGUUUGCUUAAUUUUUUGAGCAGACCGAUAAAUGUGUUAGGGUCAGAGUAAGGUUAGGGUAACUGUAAUGAACAACUUUCGCACAACAAGUCAGAAAAUGUUCUGGUGCAUUUAAAAAUGUCAAAUGUUUAAAGGGUUCUCUGAUUAAAAGAAAACAAAGAAACAAAA
Messenger RNA from Maylandia zebra (zebra mbuna), 2608 nucleotides. Its product is annotated as haloacid dehalogenase-like hydrolase domain-containing 5. The record is from RefSeq and is a predicted model, not a curated record. Gene Ontology annotation, biological process: glycerophospholipid biosynthetic process. Gene Ontology annotation, cellular component: mitochondrion. Lineage: Eukaryota; Metazoa; Chordata; Actinopteri; Cichliformes; Cichlidae.